UGCUCGACUAGUACUAUCAUGGCUGCUCCAAUCGCGGAGUCCUUUGCACCUAGGCCAUCCUAUUCAGAACCAUUUUUGCAAUAUGGACCAAUUCCCCUGUUUGAACAUCACCUCAAGGUCUUGACAGACUCAUAUUUAAGCUUCUUCCAAGAAAGAAAACGUAUCGAAGAAGUAUACAUCGAAUCCUUGCUCAAACUUCACCGGAAAGUGAAAUCCAUCGACAACUAUUUAGACGAUCGGACAGAAAUUAGCACUUCCAGGAGAGCAUGGAACGAGGUUCGGGAUAACGUUGAGAGAGAAGCACAAACCAGACAAGCAUUUCUCGCAACGCUUACGGUAGAUGUUGUUAAUGCCUUGACAUCACUCAAGGAGACGCAGGAGCGUACGCGCAAACGUAUCAAAGAAGAUUUGAAAGAAUCUGGCAGUGCCUACACUGACUAUGCUGAGAAUACAUUACCAAAGCUGAAGCGCGCAUACCUGAAAAAAUGCCAAGAAGUCGAGGUCAGUACUGAGGUAGUGAUUUUUUGCAGUCACCUACUAUGUUUCUUUAAGGAUCACAAAGCUGCCGCGGCCGCCGCGCCGCCGCAUCCAAUAUCUACUAGUACUACGCCGUAUUCAGAACAAAGCGGAACUACUUUGAGUACUUCGCGAUCCAAUCCCAGUUUGCCGUCCCGGCCUGUUGUUACUGCCCCUCAGCCAUUACGUCCUCUUGAUAGACGACCCUCUGGAAGCGCGCCUGGACCACGUAAUCGCUCACCGUCCACUUCAGGCACAUUUUCUGAUUUUGCUCAGCAUGGAAAGAAACAACUUAACCAACUCAUCACAUUCUUAGAUAAGAGCGGUACCGUGAAAGAGAGUUUGGGCGUACGCUCAGAGAAUAGCGCGCUCCGUGCUGUCCGUGCGAAACGAGAAGCUGAUGAUGCUGAUAGGGAAUACCGAAAAGGCGUUCAUUGGCUAGAGACCCUUAGACUCAGGCGCACUAAGAUCCUUGCAAGUGGUUACAAGAGUCUGGAGACUUUUGUGUAUGAAUAUUCGAAUACAGUCAAGAAUGUGCUGGAGAAAUAUCUCGAUAACAUGACUGCAACUACUACAACACAGACACAGCUAUCAUCACAUGGACGUUCCGUGGUCGACAAAAUCUCCCCAGAAAAAGAUGUAUCGCUUGUAACGACCUUCAUUCCUCGUUCACUGGCAUCGGCAAUAGCCAAACCAAUACUUUACUAUAACUACAAUGUUGGCGAAUGCAACGACCUCAUCUUCGGCUUUAGUUUGGUGGAUUAUGCCACUGCUCAGGGCCUUGGGGAAUACGAUAUUCCAAAAAUUGUGCGUAUCUGUGUAGAAGAAGUAGAUCAAAGGGGAUUAGACGCCGAGGGCAUUUACAGGGUAUCUGGCAGGCAUGCUAUUGUACAUGACCUACAACAUAAGAUAGAACGAAACGAAGCCAGUUUCAAGUUUAACGCGCUUACUGACGAUGUUUAUGCCGUAUCCUCCCUAUUGAAGCUGUAUUUGCGCGAGCUUCCGGAACCGUUGUUUAGAUUUCCACUGCAGGAUCGUAUAGAGCAUACGGGAGACCGAGCCGAACACCAGUCGAAUCACUUUGCCCUACUGCGUUCGAAGAUACGGCGGCUACCUGCAAUCCACCGUGCGACUCUCCGUGCUCUGGUUGAGCAUCUAACCCGGGUAGCAUCCAAUGCAGAUAAGAACAAGAUGGACGCAAAAAACCUUGCAAUUGUAUUCGGUGCCGUCAUCUUUGGUGAAGAUGAAAUUCCAAAGGGCGGUGACCUUUUGAGUGUUCAGUCAUGGAAGGAUACGCUGAUGGAGGACAUGAUUAACAAUGCCCGAGAUAUUUUCGAAGACCUUCCGCCUGCCGGUAACUCCCCUCCUUUGCCUGCUGCACCACUCGGUGAACCCAUACCUGUGUACACGUAUGGUUCAUCGCACACGAAGAUUGGCAGUGUCUCUCUGAGGCCUCAAUCCCCCAGAAGCUCAGAAGACUUCACUCCCCGUCUCCCUAUACGACCGACAGGCAGCAUACAUCCUUCGCUCCGUGCAAACCCGGCUUCGCCGACACGUAUCACCAUGGAAAUUCCUUCGGUGUCAUCACGAACUGCUCAGGGCGGAAACGAUGAGUCAUCGCCGUCGCCUACUGGUUCUGCGUCAAAGCGCACGGAAUCGGAGAUAGACACAUCACCGCUCCCAUCGCCUCCCAUCUCUCCUGCGGGCGAAGUGGCAAGCGAACCAAUACAAUAAGGUUAUCUCUUUGUUGUGCAUCGAGUUUUAAGAUAGAACUUUUAAUAAACACUUUCGCUCAGGGUAAUUGUGUGUUUCUCUGGAUAAUUGACGUCUAC
Molecule: messenger RNA, 2348 nt
Organism: Suillus discolor
Lineage: Eukaryota; Fungi; Basidiomycota; Agaricomycetes; Boletales; Suillaceae
Exons: 14
Coding region: 19-2250 (743 amino acids)
Biological process (GO): regulation of GTPase activity; signal transduction
Cellular component (GO): cytoplasm
Source: RefSeq, a predicted model, not a curated record